AUGGAUUAUACGGGUAAUACUAUGAGGGUUGAUUUAGCUUCGAGCUCUGAUGAGGAGGAACCUGUUCGUCGUCGUUUACUGCUAACUGUGUCGCAGGUUCGAGCAUUGGACGAAUCGUUUAGCUCUGGACUUACUUCUCGUCUUUUUCCAACCCGUACCCGUACUCGUACUCGCCAACAAGUUCUUUCGAGCUCUAGUGAAGACUCAAGUGUGGAGGGGAGCCUAGACCUGGACAGUGAUAUCGAAGAAGUUCCGGAAGUACAAGUAGCUCAGGAAGUACAAGAAGUUCAGGAAGUACAAGUAAUUCACGAAGAACGUACCGCUUCUUCCAGUCCGACAGCCAAAAGAAGGAGGACAGAGGACGCUUCUACAUUAGAACCCGUGAAAGAAGAUGUGGAUGAGCCGGAAGAAGAUGAUGGGUGUAGUAUUUGUUAUGAGGAUUAUCAAAGUUGUGGAGAACAUCGCCUUGUUUCUUUGAAAUGUGGUCAUUUUUUUGGAAAAAGCUGUAUCAUGCGUUGGAUUCGUUCCGAAGGAAGAAGUGCGUCCUGUCCUACUUGUAAAGCUAAAGCAACUACUAGAGAUGUUCGUCCACACUUCACAAAAACGUUCAAAGUUUUAGAUACAUCUGAGUUAGAAAGUUUAAGGGGAAACAAAGUUUUAUUAGAGAGAAGAGUAGCUGAUUUGGAGCUAGAAGUUGUCAAGCAAACGAGAUUAGCAGAGGAGCUUAAAGAGAAAAUGAAAAAUAGUACUAUCUCUCAGAGUUUCAUAUUAGCUAGGCGUGCAGGGAAAAUAGUUCUAACGGCUAUAACGAAAUUGUCACUCACUCGUGAAGCCACGGGAUAUUCAAGAGCUUUUGACUAUAAUGGAUCAGUUUUUGCAGUUGGUGUAGGUGAUCUAGGCAAUCUAUUCAGUGCUUUUGGUAUCAAAACAUUAACAUGGGAGAAUAUGAACCUGAAGGUUAGAGAUGUUCAGCCAUGUCAUACAUCUCGUACACGUGUUGUUCAAUUCUGCCCUCUGGAACAAACUUUAUUGUUAACAGCCGGUGAAGAUAAAACAGUGAUUAUACAAGAUGUUGCUCAGAAACGAGUUGUCAAGAAGUACAAAAUUCCUGGUUCAAAACAAGUUUGGGCAGGAUGCUGGAUCUCUAGAGAAAAGCUUGUUGUUGGCUGUAUGGACGGCAGAGUGCUUUUAUAUGACAUCACAUCAUCGUCAGAGCUUCCCGAAAAAGACAUCAGCGACAACAUCGGAGUAGUUCCUAUUAUUUUCCUGGCAUAUGAUACGCGGCUGGAUUUGUUGCUGAUCUGUUCUGUCAAAACAUUCGUUGUUGUCCAUAAUGAACGUGUGUUUACUUUGUGUCGCUGUGAACCUGGCGAAACUUAUCGAAGUGCAACUUGGGAUGAAAGUUCGAUUCAUGUCAUGCUUUCUCUGAAGACUGGCGCAGGCUUUACACAUAAACUCUAUCGUCUCGGCAUAGAUGAAGCAACUAAUGUGGUAACUAUGGCUGAUGUAGACGUUUGGGAUUCCACCAAUGCUUUCAAAUGCUCCACAUACUGGUAUAAUCUUUUAUUUUCAACUGAAAAGGGUCUUUUCUCUAUUGUGUAUAACGAAGACAAACAAUGUUUAGAAUGUUGUGAUUGGACAAAAAGACGGAGUAAUGUAGCGAUCUCUUUUAACAUGGGUAAUCCUUCAAUGAUGCUCGCAGUGCCGGGUUCAAAUGCUGAUAGUAAAAUAAUAUUCAUUUUAACAGAAUUAUCAGUAUUUGUUUUAAAUUUUCAAAUUAACGACUGA
Molecule: messenger RNA, 1788 nt
Organism: Auanema sp. JU1783
Lineage: Eukaryota; Metazoa; Nematoda; Chromadorea; Rhabditida; Rhabditidae
Source: the annotation of a GenBank genome assembly